UUUCCCCUGUCUUUUUACAGAGAAGUUGGUUACCUCCGCGAUGGGCUGUAGCUCUUUGCACAGAUUGCCAAUUACUGCUGAUGGGUCUCUGGUGAAUUAUACAAUGGUCUUCAGAGCCUAGAGACCCCCGCCCCCGAGACGGCUUCCUCUCUCCCUGUCCCUCCAUCCCACCCCGUGCCGAUUUUUUUAAAUAUAUAUGUACAUAUAUUUUUGCGUGUCCUCUCCGGGGAAGUUUGUACGGGGCUACUAGCUCACAUGCGGGAUCAGAAUGGUGUGAAUGACAGCCGCACUGUGUCAUGAAGGUGGUGGUGGUUUCAGCUCAAGAGACCAAAUAAGAAGAAAGCUGAGAGGGGAGAGACGUUUUUGGAUGACAAAGGAUGGGUUUCCAUUUAAUUACGCAGCUGAAAGGCAUGAGUGUGGUUCUGGUGCUACUUCCUACACUGCUGCUUGUGACGCUGACGGGGGCUCAGAGAGCUUGCCCAAAGAACUGCAGAUGUGAUGGCAAAAUUGUGUACUGUGAGUCCCACGCUUUUGCAGAUAUUCCUGAGAACAUUUCUGGUGGGUCACAAGGCUUAUCCUUAAGGUUCAACAGCAUUCAGAAGCUCAAAUCCAAUCAGUUUGCUGGCCUUAACCAGCUUAUAUGGCUUUAUCUUGACCAUAAUUAUAUUAGCUCAGUGGAUGAAGAUGCAUUUCAAGGGAUCCGUCGACUGAAAGAAUUAAUUCUAAGCUCCAACAAAAUUACCUAUCUGCACAAUAAAACAUUUCAUCCAGUUCCCAAUCUCCGCAAUCUGGACCUCUCCUACAAUAAACUUCAGACACUGCAAUCUGAACAAUUUAAAGGACUUCGGAAACUCAUAAUUUUGCACCUGAGGUCGAACUCACUAAAGACUGUUCCCAUAAGAGUUUUUCAAGACUGUCGGAAUCUUGACUUUCUGGAUUUGGGCUACAAUCGUCUCCGGAGCUUAUCCCGAAAUGCUUUUGCUGGCCUCUUGAAAUUAAAGGAACUCCACUUGGAGCACAACCAGUUUUCCAAGAUCAACUUUGCUCAUUUUCCACGUCUCUUCAACUUGCGUUCAAUUUACUUACAAUGGAACAGGAUUCGCUCCAUUAGCCAAGGCCUGACGUGGACUUGGAGUUCCUUACACAACUUGGAUUUAUCAGGGAAUGAUAUCCAAGGAAUUGAGCCGGGCACAUUUAAAUGCCUCCCCAAUUUGCAGAAACUGAAUUUGGAUUCCAACAAGCUCACCAACAUCUCACAGGAAACUGUCAAUGCAUGGAUAUCACUCAUAUCCAUUACCUUGUCUGGAAAUAUGUGGGAAUGCAGCCGGAGCAUUUGUCCUCUGUUUUACUGGCUGAAGAAUUUCAAAGGAAAUAAGGAGAGCACCAUGAUAUGCGCAGGACCUAAGCACAUCCAGGGCGAAAAGGUUAGCGAUGCGGUGGAAACAUACAACAUCUGUUCUGAGGUCCAGGUGGUCAAUACGGAAAGAGCACACCUGGUGCCCCAAACUCCCCAGAAGCCUUUGAUUAUCCCUAAACCUACCAUCUUCAAACCUGAUGCCUCUCAGUCCAUCCUUGAGACACCAAGCCCUUCCCCAGGGUUUCAGAUUCCCGGCACAGACCAAGAUUAUGAGCACGUUUCCUUUCACAAAAUCAUUGCGGGGAGCGUGGCUCUCUUUCUCUCAGUGGCCAUGAUCCUCUUGGUUAUCUAUGUGUCUUGGAAACGCUAUCCAGCCAGCAUGAAGCAACUCCAGCAGCACUCUCUAAUGAAGAGGCGGCGGAAAAAGGCCAGAGAGUCUGAAAGACAAAUGAAUUCCCCUUUGCAGGAGUACUAUGUGGACUACAAGCCUACAAACUCUGAGACCAUGGAUAUAUCGGUUAAUGGAUCUGGGCCCUGCACAUAUACCAUCUCUGGCUCCAGGGAAUGUGAGGUGCCACACCACGUGAAGCCCUUGCCCUAUUACAGCUAUGACCAGCCCGUGCUCGGGUACUGCCAGGCUCACCAGCCCCUGCACAUCAACAAGGGCUACGACACAGUUUGUCCGGAGCAGGACGAGAGCCCCAGCCUGGAGCUCGGCAGGGACCACAGCCUCAUCGCCACCAUCGCCAGGUCGGCAGCACCGACCAUCUACCUGGAGAGGAUAACAAACUAAGGCGGAAGCCAGCUCCUCAGGGGGACCUCGCGGGGGGAGGGAGGGCUUUCAUCCUAAAGGAGAAUGGGUGUCCAACAAUCGCGUGAUCCAGCCAACUCAUCGUUCCUGUUAAACAAGUUCCGGCAUAGAGAAAAGACAAAAACCAAAACUGCUUAAAGAGGGCAGCGGAUGCUCCUGCAGCAUUAACCGGGAAAACUACAGAACUUUCUGGGCUUUAAACUAUAAAACAAAGAAAAAAAAAAAAGCUCCCGGAUGUAAAUAGUCAAGAGUGUCAAGUUCUUAUAAAAAUAGAUUUCACCCUAGCUAUCCAUAGGUUUGUUUGUACAUUUGAUUUUUCUACACUGCAUGGUUCCUGGGCUGGAGAACCACAGGGGCAGUACACCGGGGUGGGUGGGAAGGAGGGGGAAAUAACAGUUUUCUUUGGCAGCUGUGUGCAACGCUCACAGACUUGAUUUCCAUUGGUUUCGUUUUUCUUUCCUCCUUAAAAUUGUUGUUGGUUCUCGUUUGGUUUAUUUUAUUUUAUUUUUAUUUCCUGGUCUAGUGAUUCUGUUCUCAGUUCUAAACAUUGGUAUUCAAGCUUCCGUUGUACCAAAAGAAAAUUUGCUUUACCACAGACCACAAAUAAGGAAAGAUGGCCGCAGAGUUUGAUAAAACUACUGGAAUAAAAGUUCAAUAAAUCUAGGUGAAUGUUGCUUGAAGACACAUGUUGUACAUGAUAUCGGGAAUUUUGUUUUGUUUUGUUUUCCCCCCCCACGCGCAGCCCUCAUCAAGGAAGUUGGGAAGAGAGCCUGAAGACCUUGGAUGGAGAAAAGAAGCAGAAUUAUGGGAAUAAUUCUGGACUAAGGAGAUAUAAGAAAACUGGCCAUGCAGGUGGUGAAAGAAACUGCUGACACAUUUCUAAAUAGGAGAUAAUGUGUAACAUUGCUUUUUAAAUUAAUUAUCAAUUAGCUUUUGUGUAGUUUUUAUCAAUAAAAGAAAAAAUGUUGAAAAAUAAAUACAUUAUUUUGUGGUUGGUACACCA
Chinchilla lanigera (long-tailed chinchilla) is the source of this 3171-nucleotide messenger RNA. It is a transcript of the gene Lrrtm4, whose product is annotated as leucine rich repeat transmembrane neuronal 4. NCBI's taxonomy places the organism in Eukaryota, Metazoa, Chordata, Mammalia, Rodentia, Chinchillidae. The record is from RefSeq and is a predicted model, not a curated record. The transcript has 3 exons. Bases 378 to 2150 code for a protein of 590 amino acids. Gene Ontology annotation, molecular function: protein binding.